Messenger RNA from Chroicocephalus ridibundus (black-headed gull), 3392 nucleotides. It is a transcript of the gene CAMLG, whose product is annotated as calcium modulating ligand. Gene Ontology annotation, biological process: tail-anchored membrane protein insertion into ER membrane. Gene Ontology annotation, cellular component: GET complex. The transcript has 4 exons. The record is from RefSeq and is a predicted model, not a curated record. NCBI's taxonomy places the organism in Eukaryota, Metazoa, Chordata, Aves, Charadriiformes, Laridae. Bases 118 to 996 code for a protein of 292 amino acids.
CCUUACGCCAAAUGGCGGCGCCGGCUUCACCGGCGGGCGGUUCCGGCGCCUGCGCGCUGAGGCGGGGCGGCCCCAUUGUGCGGCGCUGAGGCAGCGCCGCGGCCUGUUCUGCUGGGGAUGGAGGACGGCGGCGGGGCGGCAGCGGCGCUCGGGACCCCAGCGGCCCCCACCGGCCUCUCGGCCUCCCAGCGCCGGGCCGAACUGCGGCGGAGGAAGCUGCUGAUGAACUCGGAGGAGCGGAUAAACCGCAUCAUGGGCUUUCACCGGCCCGCGGCGGGCAAGGAUGAUGAAAGCCACACAGAAUCAAAGCUUCAGCACGAACAAGAUAAAUCAAACUCCCUUCCCAUUCCUUCAGUUUCCAAGCGAAUUGUGCUUGGUGAUUCUGUCUGUAAUGUGGCAGGCACAGCUGACCACGCAAGCAGCAUGGUAGACCUCAAAGGGGAUAAGGACUUGUUCAGUAAAACUCCGGAGCUUGUCAGUGAGGGUCCAAGUGAACUCCGUCACCGUAACAGAGGGGAACUGCCAUCUGAAGCUGCACCACGGCCAUCUAGACACGGAUUAGAGCAGUAUUUAUCCAGAUUUGAUGAAGCUCUGAAGCUGAGGAACCAGCUGAUGAAUGAGAAGCCAAGCCAAGAGAACGGGAAUGCAGUGGAGGAGUUUGACUCUUUCCGCAUUUUUAGAUUGGUGGGAUGUGCUGUACUUGCCAUCGCAGUCAGGGCUUUUGUGUGCAAGUACUUGUCAAUAUUUGCACCAUUUCUUACUCUGCAACUUGCUUACAUGGGACUGUCCAAGUACUUUCCAAAGUGUGAAAAGAAGGUGAAAACGACGGUAUUAACUGCUGCUCUUUUACUGUCUGGAAUCCCUGCAGAAGUGAUUAGUCGCUCCAUGGACACCUACAGCAAAAUGGGAGAUGUUUUCACAGACCUUUGUGUCUAUUUCUUUACUUUUAUCUUUUGCCAUGAACUUAUUCUGUUUUUUGGUUCUGAAGUACCGUGAUGGCUCUAGAAUUCAACGCAGCAGUUACACUAAAGCUUUCUGGACUGUUUUCCUUUAACAUCUGACUGUGCAGACAGGUUUAAACCUUCAUUAAAAUUCUUACCUGUUCAGAUGCUUGAAAGGAGCCUUAAAUUCCAGUCAUUUUGGGAAAGGAAGAGCAGGGUCCCAGACUGCCAGUUGUAUUGGUUACGUUUAUUUAAAUACUGUGUCUGCCUGUUACAAAUGUGAAGAAUAGGAUGCAGGUGUCAGUGCAUUAUUUGUUUGGUUUAGUUACAUGAUGCCCUCAGCCUCCUUCAUAAACAUUCACAAAGCUGCCUUUGUUCUUUUCAAUGAGAACAAAGAGAAUUCCUUUCAGCAGAACCAUAUCUAUAUCUCUAUAUCUGGUAUGACUAUAGCUAAGAAGAACUGCUCAUUUUGUGGUGUUCCCAUUUUUUAAAAAAAGCUCUAAAUAAAAGAAAUCCCUGUUAUUCUGUUGUUUGGAUUCAGAAUGCUGAACCAAGUAGCUGCUGCUGGAGAACGUUGGUGAAAAUGCCACUUUGUUGUCCUAAUCCUUGCCUUGCUAUAUACAUCAUUUGUUGUGAUUGUGAUUGAUUUCAUUUGGUAAUUAUAGCGCAAAACAGUGAAGCAAAGCCAACAACAAAAAAGUCCUGUUGCUUAUAAAUGUCAUUAAUCAAAAACCAGGAAGAAACAAAAUUGUUAAUCUCACCUGUUUUGUGAGUUUCCAGCAACCUAAUCCUAGUGUAGGUCAUACAUGUGCUUUCAUUCUGAUGCCUUUUCUUUAACAGUUCACCUUAUGAGGGGAAAGUUGUAUAUAUCGGCAACCACCCUGCAGUAUCAAAUGUUUGCUCGAGUAUAUGUAAAAUUUACAAGGGAACUAUUUUCUUUUCCUAGCUCCUUGCAGGAUUGCGUACGACAACUUUUAACAUGACAUUAAUUUCUGCAGUUUGCCUCAGAUUAUUACCAGACGUUUGCAUGAAAACAGGUGCGGAGGAGUUCUGCUCCUGCUGCGCAGUCCCACAACCCAACAGUGCACAGUCUUUGACAGGGCAGAACUAUUGAUAUUAACGUUUUUGGUGUAUUUCUGAAGUUGCCCCAGUGAAAUCACAGUAGCGAUUCCUGUUUAAAUCAUGUAUACUGCAAGUGACAGUGAAAUAAAAAAUAGUGCUUUGAGUUGACUGCCAUGUGAAGAUCCAUGUACGAAGGGAGAAUAUAAUUUUGUAUUUUUUUUCUGUGGAUGUCCAGCCACGUGGGUGAAAAGAAAAAUACAAACAAAUCCUGACACUGGAUAAAGUCAUGAGCUCAUGAACGCUCUUGUUUUCAAUCUGUCAUGAAUUUUGCACAGCAAGAGGAAGGAAGUGCCAUUCCAAAUAGUCAGCCUAAACGCUGAUAAUCUGUGAAAAUUUCUAUUGAAGCUAAAUUUGAUAUUAUUUUCAACUUCUUUUUCAUUUAGAAUCUGGACUUUCAGGCAGUCUAGGCCAAUGCCUUUUUUUAGUGUGGAGAAGCGCCUACUUAUCUCGGUAUUUGUCUGCAGCAAUUUUUUUAGGGAGCAGAAGUGCUUAAUUAUGCCUCUUUAAAGAAAAUAGCCCUGCUUUCUGCUUAAUCAUUUCUGUUAAGGCUUCCUGCUGUAAUUUUGGCACUGCAUUUCUGACUCCUUAGUUAGGUAUGUGUUUGUUUGUGGCAUGAAAACAAGAAGCUUAUUUUUUGAUUUGACAAUUUUCAGUUUUUUUACUGAUUAUUUUGUAACGAGUGUGAUGUUACAGGUGUCCAGGGCUGGGCUGCAAAAGAUUCUGACUUAGGUCUAUUAGCACAAGUAUUUAUUCAGAAGCUUUAAAUCUGUUCCUAUUAGACAGGGAUUUCAGAAAACUGAAAUAGCUGUCAUUGAAAUUAAGGUUGAGAUAUGUAAAUAAUGAAUUUGCUGAAAAGUUACACCUGUUCUGACUCUCUGUUCAUAUGCCCAAAUGCAAUACAAAUAAAUUACAAAAAUGCUGUGUACUGACAUUUGCAAAAAGCAAUGAAUUUUUAAUGCUCAGCGUGAUGAUUUUAAUCCGCAUCGGCUAAUUGCUACGAGAAGAGCUGACCCACCUGCUGUACAUUCACUCAGCCCCUUGCACUGUCGUUAAGGGCAAGGAAAGAUGAAACGGGUUUUCUUCUCAAGCGGUGAAAGAAAUCGAAAUCGUGCUGUGAAACCAAAUCUGUGACUUUUCAGCCCGUAAAUGGUUGUUUUUGUCCGAUGACUUCGGGGUGGGCUUGGGGGAACCCUUCCAUGGUCCCAGGAGGGGCUUCUUCACCUGAGGCCACGAAAUACAUCCCUUUUAGCCCGUUUUUAUCUCUGUUCAUGUACAUAAUUCUGUUCGAUGUUUAUUGCCAAAUCGAUUGUUUUUCUAUUAAAAGUAUAU